Molecule: messenger RNA, 2842 nt
Organism: Linum trigynum
Lineage: Eukaryota; Viridiplantae; Streptophyta; Magnoliopsida; Malpighiales; Linaceae
Source: the annotation of a GenBank genome assembly
CAACAUUGUGUUUUUUCUUUUUGACACUAAAAAAGAAUACGAUAUCAUCUGAUCUCUUAAGCACAAGUGGUAUAGAUCAACAUAACCACAUAAUUAAAAGAUAAAAUGACUUAAUUUAAAAAAGAGAAUACCAAAACUGUAAAUCCUCGUAUAAUCUUUUUCUAUUUUCGUGUCUUCAUGAAAAAUUCCAAAUGAGACUGGGCAACUCAUUGCUGCAAUUGCUUCAAUUUCAGUUAAGUAAUAUAUGAUUAAUCAUCUUAAAACAAAAUUAAAAAAAAGGGAGAAAUCAAAUCCUCACCAACCGCGGACUUAUAGUUUGGUAAGGGAUGGUAUGCCCGAUUGCUAAUCCCAUAGCGACGUUCUAUGGCCUCUGUUUUUUUUUUUAAUACGUUGUAACAUCCCGAACCUUUUUCCGACAAAAUACUGUUUGCUUUGGGUCUCUAUACCAGUAGAAAUUUCGAUUUGGACUGCAAUUUAGGGUGAUUUCCCAUAAGGUCACCCAUCCUUGUUGUACUCCACACUGAGCACGUUUAACUUCGGAGUUCUCACAAGAAAUCCUCCAUCGUAACAUCCCGAACCUUUUUCCGACAAGAUACUGUUCGCUUUGGGUCUCUACACCCGUAGAGAUUUCGACUUGGAGUGCAAUUCAAACUGACUUCCCAUAAGGUCACCCAUCCUUGUUGUACUCCACACUGAGCACGUUUAACUUCGGAGUUCUCACAAGAAAUCCUCCAUCACACCCCACAACGCGUCUUGUCAGUUAAGGUCGGUUUUCUACCCCCUGAGACUCAACGCCCUCGUUGAGGUUUGCCCCACCAUUGUUCAAGAGGGACGCGAAGAGGCUCUGAUACCACUUGUAACAUCCCGAACCUUUUCCCGACAAAGAUAUUGUCCGCUUUGGGCCUCGACCCUCACGGUUUUCGACUUGGGGUGCAAUUCAAGGUGACUUCCCAUAAGGUCACUCAUCCUUGUUGUACUCCACACAGAGCACGUCUCACAAGAACUCCUCCAUCACACCCCACAACGCGUCUUGUCAGUUAAGGUCAGUUUUCUACCCCCUGAGACUCAACGCCCUCGUUGAGGUUUGCCCCACCAUCGUUCAAGAGGGACGCGAAGAGGCUCUGAUACCACUUGUAACAUCCCGAACCUUUUCCCGACGAAGAUGUUGUCCGCUUUGGGCCUCGACCCUCACGGUUUUCAACUUGGGGUGCAAUUCAAGGUGACUUCCCAUAAGGUCACCCAUCCUUGUUGUACUCCACACGGAGCACGUCUCACAAGAACUCCUCCGUUUUACCCCCAAACAGUUAAGGUCGAUUUCCUAUUUAUGAACCAUGGAUCUCUCUCGUGCUUUGUCGAUGUGGGAUUCGCCUAAAGUGUUACAGACGUUCUAUUCUAUGACUUUUGAUUCGGUCAAUAAUUAUGUAAACUAGUAUAUUGGGUUGGACCAAGAGGGAACCCGGCGUGGCUGGGCCGACCUCAAUAGGCCUUUCUGGUUUGUUAGAGUCCAACUCAACACGAAGCCCAAUUUCCUUUCCUCGAGAAGCCCAAUAUUUCAAAUUUGAGUUUCCCCUUGCCAAUUGCAUGCCGCGCCUGUCGAUCUGCCCCGCUCCAAUUAUUCUUCCCCUUUUGACUGCGAGUUGAAUCAGGUCCUUCAACGGGAAACUACGGAAGUGCAGCGAUGUCGGCGAAGAAACAACGGGCAGCCCGCAAGACCGUCACCAAACCGCCGGCGUGGCAGGAGAUUAUCACUCUGUCCGACUCGGACAGCGAACGUACUCCAGCAAGAACCGUUUUCUGCCUCAACGUGAAGAAUGACAUUGACGUUCGCAAGUUCGACGCCAUGGAGGACUGCUUCAUCCUCGAUUUCGACCCGUACGAUCAACCCGCCGCCGAUCGGAAAGUCGAAAUCGUCGGCCCGGAAACCGAAAUCGCACUGAUUUCCGAGAAGGGUCAGGUGGCUUGUAGAGAUUAUCCCCAUGCUAGGCAUCUCUGUGCAAAGUUCCCAUUCGAGAGAACUCCCCACCAGAAAUAUUGUUCCCUGUGUUACUGCUAUGUUUGUGAUACGGCUGCUCCCUGCGCGUUAUGGGAAGUGGGAACAUCGCAGCAUUGCCAUGCCAUGGGCCAGGUCGCUGCUUGGCAAGUGGAAAGAGACAGGAUGCGAACUCGACGAUGCUUGGGCUUGGCUUCCAAGAUUCGGUAGUGACGUAGUGUAGUCAGUUAGAACGAUGCUGUUGCUUAGUUCUGCUUGACCGUAUUCUGAGACCACUGCUUGUGAGUAGCUUCAUUCAGAGCUCCCCUUAAGGAAGGCCGGCUGGUUCUCAAGGUAGAAUUUGACUUCAUCCUUGUUUUGUUGGUUUCCUUUUGCCAGCAGUUUGCUGGUUUUUCAAUUCAUGAUGAGAAAGUUGAGAUCACUCAACUUGUCACUGUCAACUGGCUCUGUCUGUAGUUAGGGGAAGCUUUUUGUAUCUGCUGCUUAAAAAAACAAGCAGAAGACGAUGGUCUUCUUUCAGUUAGCUACUUUCAUGCUUUGUCUAUAAAAAUUGCAGGCUCUUGAGUUGUUUCUCCUCUAUGAAUUUGGCUUCUACUGGCCACUGGUUUUCCUUUUGUCUCAAUGUGUCGUGAAAGCUCUUGCCUUGACUACAAUUGAUCCUGCAACUAAUAAGAUUCACUUGCUUUCGGAUCAUCCAAACAUGGCAGUUGUGGUGGUUUUUGGAGUAUCACUAGGCAACCGUCUUGGUUUCUAGUUGUAUGUGGAAUGUCUAGAACACAGGGGAUGGGAUUAGGUGCUAACCCUUAUAAGGGUUAGCACCGUGAUAACUAGCAAAAAACGCUACUAAAAAUA